UCCGUUCUGAACAGGGUCGACCCAUGGCUAGAGAGGGAUAUUGGCACAAUGGAAUUUAUGUUCAGCAUGCGAUGUGAUUGGCUGGCCGGAUGGUUUACAGCGCAAUGGACCGUCCCUAAAAAAGGGAUUCCAACACGUAAAGCUACCCUAUAAAACAGGCCUAUAUAGGCCUACCAUCAUCAGAGGGGAAAUCAGACCUCCAUAUCCGAACUGAAACAGAAACUAUUUGAUUGUGUUGUGUGAUUACACAGGAAGAAGCCAUGGUUAGCAGAAUUGAACACCCAGCGGGCAGCUACAAAAAGAUCUUUGAGACUUGUGAAGAGUUGUCUGAGCCUAUUCCAGCGGUCAUCACAGGGAGAAUUCCUUCCUUCCUAAGAGGGAGUCUUCUGCGCUUGGGACCUGGACUCUUUGAGGUUGGAGAUGAGCCUUUCUAUCACCUGUUUGACGGCCAGGCACUCAUGCACAAAUUUGACUUCAAGAAUGGACAGGUCACCUACUUCAGAAAGUUUAUCAAAACGGAUGCUUAUGUACGAGCCAUCACAGAGAAGCGUGUGGUCAUCACUGAGUUUGGUACCUUUGCCUAUCCCGAUCCCUGUAAAAACAUCUUCUCCAGGUUUUUCUCUUACUUCAAGGGUGUUGAGGUGACAGAUAACUGCCUGGUGAACGUUUACCCGAUCGGCGAGGACUACUACGCUGUGACGGAAACCAACUUCAUCACCAAAGUCGACACGGACACUCUGGAGACGACCAAGAAGGUUGAUUUGUGCAACUAUGUCAACGUCAACGGCCUGACCGCCCACCCCCACAUUGAGAGAGAUGGAACCGUGUACAACAUUGGAAACUGCAUGGGGAAAGGAGCAACUCUGGCCUACAACAUCGUCAGGAUGCCCCCGGCACAGAAAGAUAAAUCGGAUCCCAUUGAGAAGUCCAAAGUAGUGGUUCAGUUCCCCAGCGCUGAGCGCUUCAAGCCUUCCUAUGUGCACAGCUUCGGCAUGUCCGAGAACUACUUUGUCUUUGUGGAGACCCCCGUGAAGAUCAACCUGCUGAAGUUCCUGAGUGCCUGGAGCAUCCGGGGGUCCAACUAUAUGGACUGCUUCGAGUCCAACGAGACCCUUGGGACCUGGUUCCACCUGGCCACUAAAGACCCCGGGGAGUACAUCGACCACAAGUUCAGGGCGGCCGCCAUCGGCCUCUUCCACCACAUCAACACCUACGAGGACGAUGGCUUUGUCGUGGUGGACGUGUGCGCGUGGAAAGGGUUUGAGUUUGUGUACAACUACCUCUGGCUGGCCAACCUGCGAGCCAACUGGGACGAGGUGAAGAAGGCAGCCAUGAUGGCGCCGCAGCCCGAAGUGCGCCGAUACGUCAUCCCCUUGGACAUCCACAAGGAGGAGCAGGGGAAGAACCUGGUCAGCCUGCCCUACACCACGGCCACCGCCGUCAUGCACUCCGACGGGACCAUCUGGUUGGAGCCCGAGGUGCUGUUCUCGGGGCCCCGCCAAGCCUUGGAGUUCCCCCAGAUCAACUACGAGAAGUACGCUGGAAAGAACUACACAUAUGCCUACGGCCUGGGUCUCAACCACUUCAUCCCUGACAGGAUCGUGAAGCUCAACGUGAAGACCAAGGAGACCUGGGUGUGGCAGGAGCCCGACUCCUACCCCUCAGAGCCCCUCUUCGUCCAGACCCCUGAUGGCAUCGAUGAGGACGACGGGGUGCUCCUGACCAUCGUGGUGGCCCCGGGCGCCCAGAGGCCUGGAUACAUGCUCAUCCUGAACGCCAGAGACCUGUCGGAGAUCGCCAGGGCCGAGGUGGAUUGCACCAUGCCCGUCACGUUCCACGGGAUGUACAAAGCCUAACUUGCCGAAAAAAAAAAAAUAUUACACCCAUCACUGUUUUGAGGAGGGAGAUUUGGUAAAUAAUUGAUUGCGUGCUUCCUCUUUUAUGUGGUCUUGAUUAAGGUUUGUUGUGGAUUGGAGUCAGGUCAGUUCUAAUGUUAUUGUUUGAUUCAAAUUUAAUUAAUUUUGUGAAAUUGCUUUGAUUUCUUUAGGACAUAAAUUCACAAGGCAUACCUGGUUUGUUGAGAAACGCUAAAUUAUAUUGUAAAGGUCAUGUUUGUGAUGAAAAUAAAUGGAUGUUUGCUGUUGGCUCACAA
Molecule: messenger RNA, 2152 nt
Organism: Gadus morhua (Atlantic cod)
Lineage: Eukaryota; Metazoa; Chordata; Actinopteri; Gadiformes; Gadidae
Gene: rpe65a
Product: retinoid isomerohydrolase RPE65 a
Exons: 14
Coding region: 261-1856 (531 amino acids)
Biological process (GO): retinal metabolic process; zeaxanthin biosynthetic process
Molecular function (GO): retinol isomerase activity; all-trans-retinyl-ester hydrolase, 11-cis retinol forming activity; beta-carotene 15,15'-dioxygenase activity
Source: RefSeq, a predicted model, not a curated record